UUUUCCUUCAAACAUAACCAAUACACAAUGAAGAUACAAACCACUAUAUUUGCCACGUUUGUGACCGCUGCUAUUGCUAAAAACAUUUACAAGCCCCCAAAACUCUCUGAUAUCCAAAUCCGCGAGCUUGAGGAGCUCACCAAGCGCCAAAUCAUGGACCAGGAGUUCCUCGAACAGCAGCUUUUCCGGGCUACAAGCCAACAGUUGGUAAUCCCCGAAGGCAUGGAAGUUACUACAACCGUGCACAACUCGCUCUUGACUACAUACAUCAAUAACCACCCGGAUUUGUCCAUCUUUUCGAUGUACGUGCGCGAUGUCAUGUCCAUUGCGCUGCGUAUUGACAACCCAAAGCAGUCGACGUUGAUUUUUGCUCCGCGCAACUCCGCGGUCGAGCAGCUUUCCGCAAAGCCGUGGGAGUUUCCGCGGAAGGUGGACGAGAAUAACGUGUCCACGGACCAGGAAAUCGAUGAGACGAUUGCGUCGAACAUUGCCUCGUUUGUGGAGUCACACAUAGUCACCGAUGUCUUGGACUUUAGUCCGCUUGCUGGUGCGGAUGCAGUGGCCCUGGGGAUCGUGGAAGUCAAGACGAUCAACGGGAAGGCGUUGAGAUUGAAGAAUGUCGCGGAUGGUGGGUUCCAGGUGAGUUCGGCGGGCACGGACUGGAAGUUUGUGGAUAUCCAGGAGAUUCAGUUGGUGGAGAAUGGGGUGAUUUUGAUCAUUCCUCAGCUGCUUGUCAUGCCAUAACUGGAGAUUGACUCGGAGAGAAACAUAGCUUUACUCAAUCUGCUUUGCAUAGUUUAGCUGCGGCGUAACCGCUGACUGAUCAACCAGCCUCCGUUUUUCUUGGAGCUUUCAUCGUUUUUUUCCCCCUUAUGUUUUUCGGUUUCGGUUGCCUUUUUCUCUGAAUGGCUAUUAUUCCGAAAUGGGUUAUGACUUACAACACGCUUUACGACUUCUUUUUCCCUACUUUGUGUGUCGGCUCACUUUUUUUAUACAUAUAUGGUAUACUA
Babjeviella inositovora NRRL Y-12698 is the source of this 1010-nucleotide messenger RNA. RefSeq lists its product as uncharacterized. The record is from RefSeq and is a predicted model, not a curated record. Lineage: Eukaryota; Fungi; Ascomycota; Pichiomycetes; Serinales. The transcript has a single exon. The coding region runs from base 28 to 744 and encodes 238 amino acids.